This is a messenger RNA of Debaryomyces tyrocola, 1254 nucleotides long. The record is from the annotation of a GenBank genome assembly. NCBI's taxonomy places the organism in Eukaryota, Fungi, Ascomycota, Pichiomycetes, Serinales, Debaryomycetaceae.
AUGGUACUGGGACAAGACAUGGACGUAGAUACGUCAUUGAGUACACCUAUUAAGAAAAUCAAAGGGUUGAGCCUUGGGUCACCGUUAUAUCCUAGCUUAAAUGAUUUUCAACUGGAUAAUAUGGCGAACCAAAUGGUCAACAGAGGAUAUUCACAAACAUUAACGAACAAUGUGUUAGAAGAACUAAACUCAAGGGCAAGUGAGCUAUCACCAAACAUUUGUCUGUCUCCAUCUAAUACUAUGUCAACAACAAGUGCGAGUCGAAGAAACAAAAGGUACUCUGGAAUCCACAGAGCUAAAUUCAACAAAAUGGAAUCGAUAUCAAAUCACUACUCCGUCAAGGAUAGGGAUGCCGAUUCUAGUAUUAAUAGAAAUGAUGUGGGCAAGAGAAACUUGGCCAAUAUGGAUAUCAUCAAUAAAAAACGAAGAACCUUGACGGGAAUGGAACAGACAUUGAAACUGUCUCCCGUAAAAUAUACCGUUCCACAGAAUAGUUCUCCUAUUAAGGAAUCACCCCAGAGUAGUCCAAUAAAAAGAAUUUCACCAUCGAAGAAAUCUAUGAAUCUUAACAAGUUAUUAAACGAGGGUGAAGGUAAGAGAUCCACGUCUUUAGGAAUGGCCGGAGUCUCUCCAACAAGAGCACUGUCCGUACUGACUAUCCCUAAGUUAGCUAAACCGACUCUGAUACAAAAGGAUAGUCAUAGUUCGUCUCCACGCAUCAAGCAUUCAAUCCCUAAAUUGCAUGCUACGAAGCUCACAAGUCAGGAGAAUAAAGAGAAUGCACCAAUACCCAGACCACCAUCUUCAAAAUCGCAAAAUUUGUCAUUUAAUACCACAUUGCAAAACAAUCCAGCAUUAUCGAACAGGCAACAGAUCCCGACACUUUCACAUAAGCUGUCUAUACCAUCAUUAUCACAAAAACUGACAAUACCAAAGUUAUCUCAUAAACUGUCAAUCCCAAAAUUAUCUCAUAAACUGUCAAUCCCGUCCCUUUCUCACAAGCAGUCAUCAUCGACAUUCCAAAAACCUCCAACGCCAUUAUCAAAAUCUAAAUCUUCAUAUCAUGAUUCAAUUAGGCUGAUACCCAUACAAGAAAAGCAGGCAUUUCCUAAAUCGAAUUCCACAAAUCUUAGUGCUCAACAACCUAAACGGUACACAAUUCCAAAGCCAUUCUCCUUAUAUAACAAGCCUACUAUUUCUUCAUCUCAAAAAUCUUUAAACAAAUUUCAAAGAUUUAAAGACAAAUUUAAUUGA